This is a messenger RNA of Phodopus roborovskii (desert hamster), 4148 nucleotides long. RefSeq names its product von Willebrand factor A domain containing 3A (gene Vwa3a). The transcript has 32 exons. NCBI's taxonomy places the organism in Eukaryota, Metazoa, Chordata, Mammalia, Rodentia, Cricetidae. The coding region runs from base 1 to 3450 and encodes 1149 amino acids. The record is from RefSeq and is a predicted model, not a curated record.
AUGGACAAGAACAUGGACAGAAAUCCACAGAAGCAACUGAGCCAGAAGGCCAUGAAUGCACUUGCCCAAAGUCCACACGAUGAAUUGCUGGUUACACACAUUAACCAGACCCAGGACCUACUGAGGCUGCAGGGAAGUGAGACUCAGGCCUCUGCCCCAGAAGACUCUGCAGACUGGCUUUCAACUCACAGUUUGAAGUUUGAGAAACUCACCUUGACUGACUUGAUAAGCCAGGGAGCAGUUGAGCUGGAGGAGCGUGGCAAUGCCGUGCCCAAAGUGCAUUUCUCCACCCAGGCCAUCCACCACUUUGAAUCCAGGCUUUCUGACACUAUCGAGCUCUAUCAGCAGAGGAUUCGGUGGCUCACAGAGAACAGCAAGAAGGUAUUUGGUCUCAUCAAGGGAGCAAGAGUGGGACUCCUCAUCGAUAUGUCCCAGGUCAGCAGUGGCCCUCAGAAAGAAGAAUUCCAAAAUGACCUCACAAGUCUCAUUGAUGAGCAGCUGAGCCUCAAGGAAAAGUUGUUUGUCCUGUCCUUCGGUGUCACUGCCAAAGCCCUCUGGCCAGACCCUGUGGAAGUCAAUACCUCCACCCUCCAGGAACUCAAGCUCUGGGUAAAGAAACUGCAGCCCGAGGGAAGCAGCAAUCUGCUACAAGCCUUGAGGAAAGCCUUGGUUCACAAAGAGCUGAAUGCUUUGGUGACCAUACUGAGAAGCUGUCCAGAUCAGCCUUCUGAAUUCCUGUCUGACUACAUCCAGCAAUGCACCGUAGGACGGGACUUCUUCAUUCAUGUCACCACCUACAAAUGCGACAAUCAUGUGCCCUCUGCUGUUCUGAAGAACCUCACAGAUGUGCUUGGAGGUUUCUACCACUGCUACAACCCAGAAUCAGAGGUCUAUACAAAUAGGGAUGUGGAUGAGCUCCUAGCAGAAACCCAGAAGGCUCAAGACCUCCUCAACCAGGUGCAAGCCUUGCGCCACAGCGGCCCAUGUGAGGAGCUGGCCUGCAUGAUCAAGGAAAUCUCUACAGAGAUUGCCAAAGGGCCAUUCACAAGUCUCUUACCUAAACCCCCGAAGCAUGAAGCUCCUCUCACAAUCAAGUUUCCAGACUUGGAAAAGACUUCUGCAGAAUGGCUCAAGGUCAAUGGUCUAAAAGCCAAGAAGUUAAGCCUUUAUCAGGUUCUGGCACCCAACGCCUUCAAUCCUGUGGAAGAAUUUGUGCCUGUUCUCCAGAAAACAGUGUCAGCUACUGUCCAUGAGAAAGCAAUGGUACAAUUUGAAUGGCAUGAUGGGACAGUGAAGAAUAUCCAUGUGGACCCACCCUUCCUCUAUGAGUACCAGAAGCAGCUCGGGAAAGCUGUGCAGAUGUACAAGAGUAGGCUCCGGUGGCUCUCCAUGGCCAGCAGAAGAAUCUGGGGCACUGUCUGUGAAAGGAGGGUUGUUAUAUUGCUGGAUGUCUCGGUGACCAAUUCCAUGUACAUUAUUCAUAUCCAGCACUCCCUGCGCCUGCUGCUAGAGGAGCAGCUGGCCAACAAAGACCACUUCAAUAUCAUCGCGUUUGGAAGCACAGUUCAGAGCUGGAAGCCUGAGAUGGUUCCCAUGAGCCAUGACAACUUACAAAGCGCCUGGCGGUGGGCCCUGGGUCUACAGUGUCAAGGAAGCAGAAAUGUACUCAGCGCUCUGCGGAAGGCCAUAGAAGUGGACUUCAAGGACAAAGACAAACAUGAGUCUCAGGGCCUCUACCUCUUUACAGGGGGUAUUCCUGACCAAGAUAUUUCCAUGCUCAGUGCAUAUGUGGCAGAGGCCUGUGGAGGUUGUGACCUCCAGCUGAAUGUUUGUCUCUUCUAUGUGGGUGAACCACAACUGGAUACUAAGCCCCCUGUCUGCUAUGCCAGCCGUACGGACACAGCUACUGCCUACAAAGAGCUCACCCGCGCUGCCAGAGGUCGCCUCCACUGGUUUGGGGAAGCAGGUAUUUAUGAGAGUGAUGACAUCAAUGCCAUCAUAUCUGAGAUAGAAAAAGCCCUCAACUACUCCCAAAAGUGUGCCUUCCUCGUGGCUUCCCUGAAGAACCAUUCGGGAAAAGAACUGCAAAGCGUAGCCCUCCAAAAAGACAAGCCAAAGAUGCUCAAGCAAAGUUCGCCCAAGAAUCUCUGUCCUCCCAAGCCCACAGCCCCCUCGGUGGCCAGAAUGAACAUUCAAGAUGACCUGGAUGGAGAAAGGAGCUCCCAACUGAAAACUCUGAAGUGUCAUCCCCUCAAUGGAGAAACAAGCAUCUCUCCAGCUGCAGCGCAUCCUGGGAAAGAAGGGAAGGUGGAACAGAGGAGGAAGGCCAAGCCCACGGCAGAAGAUAUAUCACACUCUCUGUUCUACACAGACUCAGGGAAUAGUGUGGGUUCUGUGUACAAGAGGUACCCUCAAGGGAAGCUUGCUAGAAGGUUUAACUGUUCUGUUGAACUGCCCAGGAAGGACACUGUUUGCUCAAGUCAAAAGUGGAUAGCUACCUGCGGGCUGAAGAAACUGAAGCUGGAGCUCUCCAAAUGCCUUGGUCCCAACUGUAGACACCAAAAGUCAGCACGAGCGGCAGCGUUGGCCAAACACUGCACUCUCUUCCCCAGUGUAGAGAUCAAUGGAAUGGUGAGACACAUCCAGUGGACAUUGUGGGAAAUGGAGAGAUACAUCAGGUGCAUGGAGAAGGUGACGAGGUGCUAUGUGCAGAGGCUGCAAUGGUUGCUGACUGGGAGCCGCAGACUGUUUGGCACCAUCCUGGAAAGCAAUGUAUGUAUCAUGCUGGACACAUCAGGAUCCAUGGGCCCCCAUUUGCAGUGGAUGAAGACAGGGAUGGUUCUGCUGAUUUGGGAGCAGCUGAGGAAGCACUGUGACAGUUUUAACCUGCUCAGCUUUGCGAAGGACCUGAAGCCAUGGCAGAAUACUCUGGUGGAGACCACAGAUGCAACAUGUCAUGAGGCUAUGCAAUGGGUGACCCACUUGCAAGCCCAGGGGAACACCUCAUUCUUGUCAGCUUUACUGAAAGCCUUCAGCUUUCAGGAUAUGCAAGGACUGUAUCUGCUGACUGAUGGGAAGCCAGACACAAGCUGCAAUCUUAUUCUCAGUGCUGUCCAAAGGCUCCAGAAGGAAAGAGACGUGAAGGUGCAUACCAUCUCCCUGACCAGCACAGACAGAGCAGCAGUUGAGUUCCUGAGGAAGCUGGCUUCCCUCAGCGGAGGACGUUACCACUGUCCUGUCAAUGACGAUACACUCAGCGGGAUUCAUGGCUUGCUCACUAGAGGCUUCAUCCAGGACAGGGAUCCCAAGUUGCCACCGUUUGAGGGGGAUGACUUAAAGAUAUUGGCCCAGGAGCUCACCAAGGCUAGAAGCCUCCUCAAGCAAGCCCAGCUCUUCAGAUCCCAGCUCAUGAAGAAAAAUAACAUGGAACCAAAUGUCACUCCUUGCUAGAGGCAUGUUCUCAGUGACUCCUGCUUACCUGUCAAGGCACAGCUCAGAUGGCAUUGGCUUCACUCUGAAAAUGUUCCUGGUACCCACCCAGAGCUAAGGACCUCCAGUCACAUCUGGAUGCUUCUGCCUUCCUCGUCUGGCUUUCCUGACUAACCAUGCCUCUGGCAGCAUUCAGCACUGCAGGCUGUGAUGCCCUGCUCAAUGUCCUAACUCUUUUUGACCACGGUUCCCCUCUGCCAAGAAGCUGCUGUCUUAACUAUCCAUGGAUCCCCAGAUCCUGCCAUAUGGCAGUUGUGUGGUAAGCAGUGAUUACCCCAGCUCUGGAUAGCAGCCUGAUGAGCCUGCUUCUCCUGGUUCCUACCUAUACUUCUUACCAUCUGGAUCCACGGGCCUAGCAGCCUAGCUUGGAGGAAGACACAACCAAGAGCCAAGCCCCAUUACCACCAACAUCACUGCUAACCGGAGGCUACUAUGGACCCAGUCCAGAGUAAAUGCUCUGCUCUGGCCUCUGAAAGACAGAUACAGCCUUUGAAUCCAGCUAUACUAUGUACAUCUGUGUUAGAUGAUCUGGGAUCAUUUCCUAAAAUGAGAAAAUUGGUUUUUACUAAUAGAGUCAAAAUGACUUCAAAUGCUUGAGUACUGGUAAUGUGUGUAUGUGUGUGUAAAUUUUGAGUGAGAUAAAACUUUAUUAAAUUCUG